AUUUAAUGAUAGAAAUGCUUUUGAAAUGAAUAAACAAAUGUUGAAAAGGAUUCAAAUUGAGUGCAAAAAUAGUGACGGAAAGUGUAUCGGCGGUAGUAGUGGUGGUCAACAGAAUAAAGGGAUCGUAACGAUGAAUGUCUCUCUCUUUUUGAUUCUUCCGAUUCUAUUGCCGUUACUUUUGGUGCAGACAUUGUUGAAGACAUCGUCGUUGAGGACAACCGCCGAUGAAAGCAGUUAUGAUAUGAUUGAUAAAGAGUUGGACAAAGAAGUGGACAAAAAAUAUUACGAUAACUUUUACGGUCCGAUUGUGGUCUGA
Medioppia subpectinata is the source of this 316-nucleotide messenger RNA. The record is from the annotation of a GenBank genome assembly. Lineage: Eukaryota; Metazoa; Arthropoda; Arachnida; Sarcoptiformes; Oppiidae.